Molecule: messenger RNA, 1183 nt
Organism: Megalobrama amblycephala (Wuchang bream)
Lineage: Eukaryota; Metazoa; Chordata; Actinopteri; Cypriniformes; Xenocyprididae
Product: carcinoembryonic antigen-related cell adhesion molecule 1-like
Exons: 6
Coding region: 16-771 (251 amino acids)
Source: RefSeq, a predicted model, not a curated record
GUUAAUGUUAACCUAAUGUGGCUUAUUUUAAUAAUUCAACCAAAUGGUUAUCCAGGAGUGACUCUUACUGUCACAGAUCUUCAGGUGGAGUCUCCUGAGAGAGUGACAGAGGGAGAUUCAGUCCGUCUGACAUGUAAAAGCAGCUGCACUCUGACUGACAGAGCAACAUUCAUCUGGUACAGAAACUCACAGCCAUUAACUGAGAGAAGAGACAGAAACAAUGAACUCCUGCUGCAGUCAGUCAGAAGAGAGGAUGCAGGCAGAUAUAGCUGUGCUGUACACGGACACAAUCACAUCUCUCCUGCUGUUCAGCUCAAUGUCACGUUGCAUCAUCGUCUUGGAUGGCAUGUCUGGUUGGGGAUCACAGUGGCAUGUUUAGGAUUCUUCAUCAUCAUUAUCAUCAUUCUGUUUAUAAUGAGAAAACGAAAAGGUGCUCAAGUUGAAGACCUCACAGCGAAGCAGGACAAUCUGUACUCUAACGUAACAGGGAGAGACGUUCAUGUUUCUGAAUCAGCUGAUUGUGAUGACGCUCAGUACGCCACUGUUACUUCCAGCAAACCCAGAAGAGACAGAAACGCUCCUGAUCGCAGAGAUACUGAGGAGAUCCAGUACGCAACUGUACAACAUCCCAAAAACAAACAGACCAAGAGAUCAGAGGAGAACGAAAGCCAGUACGGCAAUAUCAGGAUUCACCAGCCUGAAUCUGCUGUGAGGCGAUCAAAUGUUGAAACUGUGGAUGACGCUUCUGUGAUCUACAGCCGUGUCAAAUGAGUAACAGAGACCAUCAUGAAGACAAAGGCCUAAACAAAUUAUAAUUAAAGUUUUGAAAGUAGGGCUGUCAAUUCAGCAUGCACAGUUAUUUAUUAUUCAAUAAAUCAGGUAAAUAUAUGGCAGGAACACAGUGUCUGUAAUCUUUUUCAUAUUACAAGAGCAGAAUACAAAUACAAAUGAAAGAGCCAAGAACCCACAACAUGGUGUUUGGUGAGACUAAAAAACUUGAUUUGAACUUUUGACUUCAGAUGUUUUCUGUGAGCAAAUAAAAAGCCCAUAUCCGUUUGACCAAAUUCGAGCUUGUGUGUCGUCAUGUCUAAGUCAUUGUAGACCUAUAACAUAAUGUACUAUGUGUGAUGGCUCUGUAUAUGUGCAACAGUGGAUAAAAUAAAUUUGAUCUGUUAAAGUCUCA